Molecule: messenger RNA, 572 nt
Organism: Miniopterus natalensis
Lineage: Eukaryota; Metazoa; Chordata; Mammalia; Chiroptera; Miniopteridae
Gene: MICOS13
Product: mitochondrial contact site and cristae organizing system subunit 13
Biological process (GO): cristae formation
Cellular component (GO): MICOS complex; mitochondrial crista junction
Source: RefSeq, a predicted model, not a curated record
ACUACGCUUCCCAGAGGCCUCUGCGGCUUCUCCACCGGAAGCGGCGGGCGAACCGACUGUCCUUCCGCGAGGAAUCGAGAGACUAUGGUGUCCCGAGUGUGGCCGAUGAUGAGGUUUCUCAUCAAGGGGAGUGUAGCUGGGGGAGUGGUCUACCUGGUGUACGACCAGGAGCUGCUGGGGCCCAGCGACAAGAGCCAGGCAGCCCUUCAGAAGGCGGAGGAGGUGGUCCCCCCUGCCAUGUACCAGUUCAGCCAGUACGUGUGUGAACAGAUGGGCCUGAAGAUACCCCAGCUCCCAGCCCCUCCAAAGUUUAACUUCCACAUCCGUGAUUCCUGGAAUUCAGGCAUCAUUACGGUGAUGUCGGCCCUGUCUGUGGCCCCUUCCAAGGCCUGUGAAUACACCAAGGAGGGCUGGGAAUACUUGAAGGAGCGAAUCAAGUAGCCUAUCAGAGGAGGUUGCCUUUCCUGGUGGGAAUGGGCAUGGAUGCCCUGGACCUCAAGGCUUCAGAGUGGGACCCCAAUCCAAGGGCAGUUCCUGGCCUUGCCAGCCCAAUAAAAGACUUUGGAAGUGUU